AUGGUUGUGUGCCACUACGACGAUGGACACUUUUUUAUUGUGAGUUUCAGUUUAUGCAGUUUAUGCAGUUUAGACAAUAUUCCUUAUUUGCAGGUUCCACCGUCGUUUCUCUGGUGGACGGCGAAGGUAAACUGAAGGGGGAAGCAGCGUCUCUUCAGAUUCUCCUCGUUUGCAGCGUGUCAUCCUCGCCGCCCUUCUCGUCAAUGUUCUCCUUUCGUCCGUUUUCCUCCUCAACUCGUCCGAUCUGCUCGCUUGCCUUCUCUUCGGCUCGGUGAGUCACUGGCGGCGCAGUUCUGUGGCGGUACACGCAAAAAAGCUUUCGCUUUUCUGUGUUUGACGGUCGUUUUGACGUUGCGCAAUGGGAAUGGUUUAUAAGUUUGAAUAAGAAAACGGUUAAUAUUUCGAUGGGAAAAUAGAAAUAUCAAACAAGUGACUCGCUCAGUCUGACUUCAGAUGACCAUGUCGUUGAUGUUCGCCUGCGGAUACAUCUACGAGUCGCUGCCAGUCAUCGUCCUCCAUCUCGUCGUCUCCCUUCUCAACGUUCCCGCCGGAGCGGCGGCUAUUGUGAUUGCUGCUCUUGACCCGAUCGGUCUGUUCCCUCUCGCGCUCAAUUCAAAUAAUUUCCAUUCAGUUUGCAACAACGCAGUUAAGUGCAAAACGGUCAGCCAAUGGUCCGGGGAUAUCGGCGUUCUCUGCUUCAAAGUGUGGAUCUAUAUGUACGCGGCCGUCGCCAUAAUCAGUACGAAUCUCCAUUUUCCACUAACGUUCAAAUGUCACUCUUUUUAGCCCACGUCUUUAUGAUUCCCGUCUCGUUCCGUCUGAUGAAAUAUGCGGCCGCCUCGGAAGCAUUCGACAGACUGCAGGAAACGAAGGAAACGGGCGAUCAGAAGAAGAGCGGUCACUGCGAGAAACUUUGGAAUCUGUAUACCGUCUGA
Caenorhabditis sp. 36 PRJEB53466 is the source of this 935-nucleotide messenger RNA. The record is from the annotation of a GenBank genome assembly. Lineage: Eukaryota; Metazoa; Nematoda; Chromadorea; Rhabditida; Rhabditidae.